Molecule: messenger RNA, 877 nt
Organism: Nestor notabilis (Kea)
Lineage: Eukaryota; Metazoa; Chordata; Aves; Psittaciformes; Psittacidae
Product: semaphorin-3E
Exons: 7
Biological process (GO): negative regulation of axon extension involved in axon guidance; neural crest cell migration; semaphorin-plexin signaling pathway
Molecular function (GO): semaphorin receptor binding; chemorepellent activity
Source: RefSeq, a predicted model, not a curated record
CAAUAUAUUUAGAGGAUACGCUAUAUGUGUUUACCACAUGGCAAGUGUCCGAGCAGCUUUCAAUGGACCAUAUGCUCAUAAAGAAGGACCUGAAUACCACUGGGCUCUAUAUGAAAGAAAAGUACCUUAUCCUAGACCUGGUUCAUGUGCCAGCAAGGUGAAUGGUGGUCUGUAUACUACCACCAAAGACUAUCCUGAUGAAGCUAUCCAUUUUGCCAGGAGUCAUCCACUGAUGUACCAGCCCAUCAAGCCUGUUCAUAAGAGACCAAUACUAGUUAAAACUGAUGGAAAGUACAAUCUUAAACAAAUAGCAGUGGACAGAGUGGAAGCUGAAGAUGGGCAAUAUGAUGUCUUGUUCAUUGGCACAGAUAAUGGAAUUGUGCUGAAAGUUAUUACAAUUUAUAAUCAAGAGACAGAAUCAAUGGAAGAAGUGAUUCUUGAAGAGCUGCAAGUAUUCAAGGUGCCAGUUCCUAUUAUUUCUAUGGAAAUCUCUUCAAAAAGGCAACAGCUCUAUGUUGGAUCUGAGUCUGCCAUAGUACAAGUGAAGUUCCACCAGUGUGACAUGUACGGUACUGCCUGUGCUGACUGCUGCCUUGCUCGAGAUCCGUACUGCGCUUGGGAUGGGAUCUCCUGCUCCAGAUACUAUCCCACAGGAAUGCAGGCAAAGAGACGUUUCCGCAGACAAGAUGUUCGACACGGAAAUGCAGCACAGCAGUGUUUUGGCCAGCAGUUCAUUGGUGAAGUCCUGGAGAAGACUGAGGAGCGGCUUAUUUAUGGAAUAGAGUACAACAGCACCCUUUUGGAGUGCACCCCUCGGACCUUACAAGCAAAAGUAAUCUGGUUUGUCCAGCGAGCACAUGAUACUAAGAAGGAAGAG